Paramisgurnus dabryanus is the source of this 2117-nucleotide messenger RNA. RefSeq names its product zona pellucida glycoprotein 3d tandem duplicate 1 (gene zp3d.1). Gene Ontology annotation, biological process: egg coat formation; positive regulation of acrosome reaction; binding of sperm to zona pellucida. Gene Ontology annotation, molecular function: acrosin binding. Gene Ontology annotation, cellular component: extracellular matrix. NCBI's taxonomy places the organism in Eukaryota, Metazoa, Chordata, Actinopteri, Cypriniformes, Cobitidae. The record is from RefSeq and is a predicted model, not a curated record.
UUAGAAUUCACGUCAUCCAUCAACAGGUGACGGUCGUACGCGUUUCGCGUCCCUUUACAAGGACUGCUUUUUCUGUUCCCUGCUUUUUAAGCGUUGUUAUGAUGGGACGCCCGAGUUUGAAUUUUUGUUGUCCUUUGUACUUUCUUGUCUUAUUCAUCCCCAAAAUCGAGAUGUUUGGAGGUCCACCAAAAUAUAGCAAGCUCGUGUCCACGGAGCAGAAAGCCCUUCCCAUGUCAGGAGGGUUCGGGCCGUGGACAGGAGAUAGCGAAUUCAACAAACCCCCUCCGGUUAUGCGUCCCUAUCACGUUUUCCCCAUGUUUGACCAUGUCCCGGUUCCUCUCGUGGACAUGGAGCUGUUCAGACCUGUACCGGGGAGAAGACACAUGCCAAGUAUUUUAAGUAGCCUUCUUAUUCCUCAGGUAAAUCCUCAGCGCAUCCAAGUGUCACCCGUGCGCAAUACUCGUGGCGUGGAGGUCUGGUGUGGGUACAGUAAGGUUUCGGUACGGGUGAAUAGGAAGCUGUUGGGUUUCAGAAGUUCACCUGCAUCUUUUUACCUGGGCACUUGUUCUUCCUCGCGCUCCGACAACAGCUUCAUCUAUUUCCAUUAUGACCUUAAUCAGUGCGGCAGCUCUUUAACGAUGAUGAAUGGCCAGAUCAUGUACUCGAACACCAUACAAUACAUUCCAGAGCCUCAAGGGACCGUAAUCAGAGCUGUGCCACUUACAUUAAAUGUCCAGUGUCUAUACAACAGAUUUCAUUAUUCCUACAAAAUGGGCUACCUGCCUGUGAUAAGGGAACACAUGUUUCGCAAGAGUUUUGAAAGCAGUGUCAAGUUUACCAUAUCUGUGUGUAAUGAACGCUGGGAAAUACUUGGGGAAAAUGAGAGUUUUAUGCUUGGGGAGCCCAUGUAUUUUGAAGUCUCUGCCGCUCGUAUAUUUGAGGAAGAAAGGGUUUUUAUUGACUCCUGUUAUGCUACAGCUUCCAAAGACCCAAACUCUACACCAAAACACAGCGUUAUUCACAAUUACGGGUGUAUGGAGGACAGCAGAAGGGAUGCAAGUCUAUCGCGCUUUAUCCAACGAGAGUCAAACUUUAUAAGGUUUUCAGUUGAUGCCUUUUUACUCCCUCAAGUGACUGGCACGCACUUUCACCUGCAUUGCUUAGUGUCGGUUCACAAUACCACUGCAAGUGUUUCAGCAAAGUCUUGUACCUAUAACAAUAUUACAGAAAUAUGGGAGGAACUGUAUGCUGAUGCAUCUGUUUGUGCUUGUUGUGAAGCCACAUGUGAAGUUAAAACUAAAUCCUCUUUCCCCCAUGUGACACAUACUCUGAUAACAAGCAAAUCCUGGAUUUUGAACAAGACUGAAGAAUCACAUACCCAAAGGGAGAUGAGGGAAUGGGACAGUAGACGGGAUGGCACAAAGGACGUGAAGUUUAAGGGCGCACAAGGAAUUAAUGAAGAAGAUGAUUACACAGAGGAGAUUGUGACUGAUCCUAAAGAACAAAUGGAAACAAGAGAGAAAGACAAAGAAAUGCUUGUGAAUGAUGAGGAGAUUAAAGCAAUUGCUGGGACAGAGGCAGCUUUCACACUUUCAGAGUUUCAGAAAAAAGUUGCCGGUCGUCCUGGAAAAGUGGUGUUUUUAGGGCAGCGUACGGAAAAACGCACGGAUACGGAUGCAGGGAGUGUCAGGAGCACAAUUACAACUGACACUGUGGAAAAGCCUAGUGUUCAGUUCUCAGAUCAACCUUUGGAAGAUGCAAAUAAUGACACAAAAUCAAGCGAAAGUGUGCCAAAAGAAGAAACGAUUUCCAAAGAUGAAAUGCAGUCUGACGAUUUAGAGGAGAACACGCGUAUACAAAGUACAAUACAGUCCCAAAUGGUGAUUGAUGAAGAUGUGUUUUUAAAUUCCAAACAAGAACCAAAGGAGUGGAAUGAAGAUGCAGAUUAACCCAAACUAGAGAAAGAGUGGCUUGAGGGCUCACUGUAUCACUAUUGAAAAUGUUUUCAAGGACCCGUGACGGACCCUUCUUUGCAGUUGUGUCUGUGGGACAAGAAAUCUUAGCAUCGUUUUCAAAAUGGUCAUGUUUAUGGAUUGAACCAAAUUCACAAACUUGCA